Gloeophyllum trabeum ATCC 11539 is the source of this 444-nucleotide messenger RNA. RefSeq names its product histone-fold-containing protein. Gene Ontology annotation, cellular component: nucleosome. The coding region runs from base 1 to 444 and encodes 147 amino acids. Gene Ontology annotation, molecular function: protein heterodimerization activity; DNA binding; structural constituent of chromatin. The record is from RefSeq and is a predicted model, not a curated record. Gene Ontology annotation, biological process: nucleosome assembly. NCBI's taxonomy places the organism in Eukaryota, Fungi, Basidiomycota, Agaricomycetes, Gloeophyllales, Gloeophyllaceae. The transcript is spliced from 4 exons.
AUGGCCCCCAAACCCGCGUCUACUGCCGGCAAGGCCCCCGCCUCGACUGCGACGGCCUCGAAGGCGCCUGCGAAGACGACCGAGGGCUCCAAGGCCGCGAAGAAGACGAGCAAGGCGGCCGAGGGCGGCGAGAAGGACAAGAAGCGCAGAAAGGUCCGCAAGGAGACGUACUCGUCGUACAUCUACAAGGUCCUCAAGCAGGUCCACCCCGAUACGGGUAUCUCGAACAAGGCGAUGGCCAUCCUCAACUCGUUUGUCAACGAUAUCUUUGAGCGUAUCGCCACCGAGGCGUCCAAGCUCGCGUCGUACUCGAAGAAGUCGACCAUCUCAUCACGGGAGAUCCAAACAGCCGUCCGCCUCAUCCUACCCGGCGAACUCGCCAAGCACGCUAUCUCUGAGGGUACCAAGUCGGUGACGAAGUUCUCGAGCGCGGGUGCCAAGUAG